Molecule: messenger RNA, 1614 nt
Organism: Colletotrichum destructivum
Lineage: Eukaryota; Fungi; Ascomycota; Sordariomycetes; Glomerellales; Glomerellaceae
Product: Putative leucine-rich repeat domain superfamily
Exons: 2
Coding region: 1-1614 (537 amino acids)
Source: RefSeq, a predicted model, not a curated record
AUGGGCGAAGUCCAGUUCAUGCCCCCCGUCACCCUGCCCUGCAGCAGACUCCAUGGCGGCUGGUAUCCUGCUUCCGGGUUCAAGGGCUGGAAGCAGAUCAACGUCAAGGGCAAGACAGCGAGUAGGAGCUUCAGCGACCUCCAUGCCCUGCACCUGGCAUGGAGCACCCCGUCGACGCCUCCCCGAGACAACAACAAGUUCAGCAAUGGCCGCGCACCUAUGGAGAGACUGCCCCUCGAGAUGCUCGGAUCCAUUAUCGAGCUCCUCGUACUUGAUAUCCCCCCACCCUGUGGUACCGCGCGCCGUAACGUCGACCUGAUGUCGCUACUGUUGACCUCAAGGUCGGUUUGCGCCGCGACCUUGAACACGCUGUACAAGCACAUUACCAUUCCUCACUCGAGAAUCUUCCGAAAGUUCCUGUCAAACAUUGCGACCCACCCUGCGCUGGGCGCCAUUGUACGGCGCAUCGACUUCAGCCACUUUAACACCUUGACGUUGUUCGAGUCUGUCAGCGAGCGCAAGGGCACCCGGAAUUUGACGGCGGAGACCCUUGUGCAAUGCCUAGAGCUGACAGCGCACCUCCAGGAGUUCUUGGCCGUGGAGCACAUCGACGACGACCUCGGUGUUGAGGUGCUGCAGAAGCUCUUCUUCGACAUGCCCUGGCUGCAGGCGCUCGACUUUGCAGGGUGCACGUCGCCUGCAUUCAAGAACUCGUUUACAUCCCUGGCGGACAUGGCCUGGCCCCAGACGCUCUCGUUCACGCGACUAUCGUUCCACAAGUGCCUUACGCUGCCGUCGGCGCUGUUUGAGCAGGUCCUGCCGUGCCUGGCCAACGUCACGCACCUGGACCUUGCCCAGACCAAGAUCACAGACCGAGCGCUGCAGUCGAUUCCGAAGACGGCCAAGAUCACCCACUUGAACUUUGCCAAGUGCACGCUUCUCACGGCGCCCAAUGUCAUUGACUUCCUCGCGACCCACCCGGCGGUGGAAAACCUGGUCUACCUAAGCGUGGCCACCGACGCCAGGAGCCACCAGCUUCUGGACGUGGGAGACGUCUCGCAGCUCAUCCCUGUGCUGCCCAAGACGCUCAAGUCCCUGAGCCUUAAGGGGAGCCGCAUGGACGACGCGCACAUCGACCUGCUGCGGCCGCUGACCAAGUCCCUCGAGGAACUCGCCAUCGGGCGUAACAUGGACGUCAAUUCCGCGGCCAAGCUGCUCGAGCUGGCGGACGAUAAGAAGCAGGACGAGCCACACACGCUGCGGUACCUCGACCUGUCGGACCUCUGGGGCAACGAGCUGGACAUUGUCGACCUCUUUUCGAGCCGAAACUCGCUGUUAAGACCGACCUCGAUGCCGCUGGAGGUGGUGGAGAUCUCGGAGCAGUCUUUCAAGAGCCUGUCCCGGAACAGGACGCUGGAGCGCAUUGGCUGGUCCCUACAGGAGAUUGGAAGCCGAUGUUUGAUGGUCAGACUGCAGGACCAUCGCAAGGACCGGGACCGCGGCUACCGAUGGUGGAAGAUGGGCGCCGACAACUGGGGCAUGCGCAAAAUCCCUGUCUCACGCGCCGAGGUCGGCGGUAUGUACGGGUCCUUUAUGUUUGGGCGGAAGCUAUGA